AUGAUGGUACAGGGACGCCAGACAUCUCUCAACAGCCUGUGGGGCAUCCCGGAGCCGGUGCCACAUGAUCCACCACUCGCUGCGGUUGCUGAAAUCGCCCAGCCAACACAGACUAACCAAGAAUCACAUCCACAUCACCCCGGCAAGCUCAUGUUUGCCCUUCCUAGCAACGUGCUACAACAACUGGAGACCGACAAACAGCACCAGUCACGCGACACAGACCGAGUAGCAGUGCCACCACCACGUGAGAAGCUCAAAUUGACCUUCAAAGUCGCCCCGGAUCAGCUUCGAUUGAUUGCUGAUCACAAGCCUCUUCCAAAGAAGGUCGUUCAUCCGUUUUUCCAAAAGAAACAGAAGAAACAGAGCCACGUGACGGAAAAGACGAUGACGCAACCCGCAACACAAUCUGUGCAGGCUCAGAAACAGAGUCACGUGGUCCAGUCGAUUGGACCGGUUUCUAGAGCACCAAAGAAGCCCCCACCAUCAGCCUGGUUUGGAGUCAAGAAGGAGAAAAAGAAGUUGACAACCCCGUUCCCGAAUCACACAAUGUUUCACGUGAUUCCCGACAGUCACGUCACCAAUGCGCCUGAGAGCCAGCGACUGAGCUUUCAGAAGCGAUAUUCCCGGGAGUUGGGUGCUUCCCACCGUCUAACUAAGACGAAGAAAGGCGCCAUCGAUCUGAAGCUUCCUAUGGUUUCUUUCAAGUCGAAAACACCCUCGUUGCAUCUUCCUAAUCGUCAUGUACUUUCGAGUGAUGGCAUUUUACAGCUUUCACGCGAAAUAUGUGGUGAUCUGACUUCCAAUUCAGCCAUUCAGAGCCUCCUAUCCAGAGUGACGACUUUGUCAGCUUUCGACACUGCUGAUAGAGAAACGCAAAUGUGGGUGGACAAGUACCGACCUCGGUCGCGUCAUGAACUGGUUGGAAGCUCCAAGCAUGUGUCCAACAUCGUCUCUUGGCUCAAGAUACGGCUUUCGAGACGUUCAUGUCUUGUCAAAAGUCCUCAUGCGACUCCUUCGUCAGGCUUCAUCGUCGAUGACGAUGCGGUUAUGAUCUACGACAAUAUCACCGAAACAGACCCUCUUUUGCUGGUUUUGUCUGGUCCCACAAGCUCUGGGAAAAAGGCUUCAUUGAUUGCAGCAUGUGCAGAACUCGAUUUGUUUGUGUUCAAGUUGAACGCGACGACGCGACGGACCCAGAAGGAGCUCAUGUCGGCAUUACAAGGACUAGGAGGAUCUCAGCUCGUCAAUCACAAACAGAAAUCGUGCAUCAUUCUGAUUGAGGACGUUGAUGUGCUGUAUGAAGAUGAAAAGGGGUUCUGGAGUGUGCUGGAAAAGGUUCUGGAGAAGAGCAAGGUGCCUGUGGUGGUCACCACAAGUGAUGUCACCAUCGAGCGUGAGUUUCCACCUAGUUUUGAAGGCCAUGUUGUUUGGGAGAUUUUCGAGAGACUCGAUACUGAGCUAGUCGACUCUUCAGCCCCAGUCCAAGGUAUCAAGUCAUGUGAAUCGGCUGAACCCCCUUCGUCUCCGCCUGCGAGAAAUGUCACACCUCAGAUUGCUGUAUCCAGAGGAAUCCUUCCUACCUAUCUCUCUCUGUUGUGUCUGUGUGAAGGCUACGAGGUAUCUACAGCUGACAUUGUUCAGUUACUGAGCAGGUAUUCACACGAUGUCCGUCAGACAAUCAACCAUCUGCAGUUGUGGUGCCAGAUGGGUGUCGGUGAUCCUCUGGGAGGUUUCAACUGGGUAAUUCCAAUAAGUGAGGGUCAGGGAAAGAGAGUAGUUAGUGGAGAUAUGUUUGUGGGCGUUGAACGAGGUGAGGUGAAUGAGAAAUCGGCUUCUGAAGAGUCACAUAACACAAUCCACUCCCUCCUAGAAACCUACGACAAUGCCAGCAUCUACGACAUUUACUCCAACAGCUUUCACAGUGAACUUAACCAGACCAUGUCGUCUGAUGAGCAUUCUGCACUUGCACAUGAUACUCCCUUGGGUUGGCGGUGUCUCGAAGAAGACUCUAUUGGGGAGUCUGAUGCUCUGGAGUGGGAGUUGGUUGAUAUGAUGGAGGGGCUGAGUUUGGGAGAUAAGACUCGAGAUGGUAAGGUGGCUACCCUAAACAGCUAUGCAGACCGGGUGGGGCUAAAGAAUCUGCUGUUUGACGACAUGAUCUACUAUUCGCAGAUCAACACCGUGUCUAUGGCCACGACCAGGGCCCAGAUCCUGCCCUAUCUCCGAAGCAUGGCUCAGGCGGACUUGUUUUACCAGAACCAGUUUGAGAUACAACAGGCUCAGCUCACUGGCCGCAAAAGUCGGCGAAGCAUGGCUGCUAUGGGCAUUAGCAUUCCUGUGACGCAUCUGGAGUGGGAUCUGGAGGGCAUAAUGGACACGAAAAUGAACAUUGAUGGCUUGUACGAUAAAUAG
This is a messenger RNA of Yarrowia lipolytica CLIB122, 2412 nucleotides long. RefSeq lists its product as uncharacterized. Lineage: Eukaryota; Fungi; Ascomycota; Dipodascomycetes; Dipodascales. Gene Ontology annotation, cellular component: nucleus. The record is from RefSeq and is a predicted model, not a curated record. Gene Ontology annotation, molecular function: DNA binding.